AUGUCGCAUGUCCAACCCCACUCGAGAGAUGACUUCGAGGUGGCGAUCAUCUGCGCCUUACGCACCGAGUCGGACGCGGUCGAAGCUUUAUUUGAUUAUUUUUGGGAAGAAGAGAUCGAAUAUAAAAAGGCCAAGGGCGACUCGAACUCCUACACGCUCGGCCGCAUCGGCCGGCAUAAUGUCGUCCUGGCGUAUAUGCCAGAAAUGGGAAAAGCAGCCUCGGCGACGGUGGCGGGGAGCUUUCGAGCCAGCUUCCCGUCUAUUCGGCUCGGAUUGAUAGUCGGGGUCUGUGGAGGAGUCCCUCGAGACGAGAAGGAAAAUUCGGAUAUCGUCUUGGGGGACGUCAUCAUCAGCACAGGCGUGGUUCAAUUCGACCUCGGCCGUCAAUUGCCCGACCGAGUCGUCCGCAAAGACACCCUCGAGGACAAUCUAGGACGACCAAACCUCGAACUUCGCGGAUUUCUGCACAAGAUCCAGGGAUGGCGUGGGCGCAUGGAGAUGAGGAGUCGGACUACCGAGUAUCUUGGCGAGAUUUGUAGCAAGCCCGGCUUUGAAGAGUGGAAAUAUCCAGGAAUGCAACACGAUCAUCUAUUUCCCGCGACCUACCGCCACAAGCAUCACGUUCCCAGCGAAUGUACAACAUGCGAUAAGUGCCUCGGCGAUGCCGAUGUUGUCUGCGACGAUGCGCUCUCGUCAGACUGCACACUGCUUCAAUGCGAUCUGAAGAGAGUGAUCCUGAGAGAACGAAGUGGAGCACUUCAAGCUAGCGAUGAAAGCAUGGGGCAGGCGACGUUGGCCGUAACGCCCAUAAUUCAUUUUGGUAGGGUAGCCUCAGGAGACCUUUUGAUGAAAUCGGCUAGUCGCCGUGACGAACUCGCAACCCGGGAGAAAAUAAUUGGCUUUGAGAUGGAGGCCGCUGGAGCAUGGGACACCUUCCCUACCGUGAUAAUUAAGGGUGUCUGCGACUACGCUGAUAGCCACAAAAACAAGAAGUGGCAGAAGUAUGCUGCUGUCGCCGCGGCCGCUUGCACGAAAGCAUUUCUCCGGCAGUGGCGCGGUGUCGAAAAGAAUAUAGACACGACCCGAGACUAUCCAAGACAAUCACACGGCGGAACAUCCCCAAAUAUACGACAGGGCGGGUCUGGAUUCCACGGACCGACGGUGGUAUUUGGAGGAACGGUGUUUCAAGGUAAUUAUGCUGGGAUCUAG
Fonsecaea erecta is the source of this 1209-nucleotide messenger RNA. RefSeq lists its product as hypothetical. Gene Ontology annotation, molecular function: catalytic activity. Gene Ontology annotation, biological process: nucleoside metabolic process. The record is from RefSeq and is a predicted model, not a curated record. The transcript has a single exon. Lineage: Eukaryota; Fungi; Ascomycota; Eurotiomycetes; Chaetothyriales; Herpotrichiellaceae. The coding region runs from base 1 to 1209 and encodes 402 amino acids.